Talaromyces proteolyticus is the source of this 1022-nucleotide messenger RNA. RefSeq lists its product as uncharacterized. Bases 152 to 562 code for a protein of 136 amino acids. NCBI's taxonomy places the organism in Eukaryota, Fungi, Ascomycota, Eurotiomycetes, Eurotiales, Trichocomaceae. The transcript has 3 exons. The record is from RefSeq and is a predicted model, not a curated record.
GGCAGUGCACCAGCUCCUGAGGUAUUUAAAAGAAGUGACGUGCCACAUAGAUAGAUAGCAUCAUCACCUCACCAUCAUCACCAGCAUCAUUGCUAUCUCCACAUCACAACACUCUCUCGACACCUAGACCAUCACAGCAUAACGAGCAAUCAUGGCUGCCGCACCCGCCGUGGGCGGCCUCUUCGCCGUCGAGAUCCCCAUUACAAACCUUGAGCGCUCGCAAAAAUUCUACUCAGAGCUGUUUGCCUGGGAGUUUGCCGGUGCACUGCCUAAGGCGACUGAGAACAUCAAGACGCUGCAUUUCUUUACUGAUGCCUCCAAGUCGAUCAAGGGUGCCCUGCUGCUCCUUGACGAGGGAUACUCGCCCAAGUCGGCCGGUAAGGAGGGCUGGGGCGUGUACCCCACGUUUAUCGUUGGUGACGUUGGUGAGGCCAUCAAAAAGGCCGAAGGCCUUGGUGGGGGUGUUAAGACUCCCCGAACUGAGAUUCCCAACGGCAUGGGCGUAGUCGGACACGUCGUUGACCCUGAUAAUAAUGUCAUUGGCCUCUGGUCGCAGAAUUGAGGCCGUUUCUGUGCUCUCGCCUUCCCGGUGCUGCCCUUGAUCAGGCGACUACUGCUGUGAAUGAGAGAACUUCAAGAGAGGCUGGUAUUGGGUGUGGAGUAUGCUGGAACGUGGGCAUAAGAUGGUGGCAAGUCGCCAUCAGGGCCCGACAUGACAAGUCCUGACCAAUUGACGGGGAAAGAUGGUUACGAUUUUAUGCUUCUUCUACCACAAAUGAAUGGGGUCAUGAAUUUAAUGCUAUCAUGUGUCAUGUUUGCCGCAGUCCCCUACAUGAUGCCUCGUGCUCCUUGUUAUUGCGCGCAGUCAACAUGGUGCUUCUUGCUGAAUUGAUAUUGCAAAUGCAUCAAUAAAAUACAGUACCCUAGUAAAUGUGUUAACACCCUUCCUUCCACUCCCGCACCGCCUUCCAUUUUAGAAUUCAAGCCCUCCAUAAUACUUAGUAUAUAGUUUUCAAAACACG